AUGCAUUUACUCAAACGUAAGAUUGAUUCUUUAUACGUUACUUCCAAAUUUGCCGGUAUGUUGAACAUGUGGAUAGAACAGAAUAGAGAUAAAGUUGAAUUUCAAUUACUGUUCAGAGGUAAUAGAGAUGUGCUUGUCAUCAAAGUUAAUAAUAUUUGCAGUAGUGAUCGUGUUGAUAGUUGCGAUAGCAUUCAUGAGGAUGAUGUCAAUGAGAUUUGUAGUAGUAAGACUUGUGAGCAAGGUGAAUAUAUUUUAAACAGGAUGCAACAUUCUCGAUAUUUGAUAUGUGAUAUGUCAUGUAAAUUGAAUAAUAUUGGAUUCGGUCAUGAUCUAUGGUGA
Messenger RNA from Funneliformis mosseae, 339 nucleotides. The record is from the annotation of a GenBank genome assembly. Lineage: Eukaryota; Fungi; Glomeromycota; Glomeromycetes; Glomerales; Glomeraceae.